AUGCCAAAAUGCUGGUUUUCAUUGACUUUACGAACAUUCUUCAUCCAUGACUGGUCCAUAGAACAGAGAUGGAUGUCAGUUCUUCUUCCUUUGCUCAUCCUGUACAACAACCCGAUCUUCUCCCUGACAUUCCUCAUGGACUCAUGGGUGCCAGGAAUGCUGGAUGCUGUAUUCCAGGCAUCAUUCCUAUGUGCUCUUCUGCUGUUCUGGCUCUGUAUAUACCAUGGACUCAGGCAGAAUGAGCGUCGCCUACUCACAUUCUACCUACCCAAGCUGCUGAUCGUAGGUCCGGUGUGGCUGUGUGCUGUUACCAUGGCGACCUGGCAGAAGUAUAAUGAGCACCUUGAUCCUACUUACAGCUACCAGCUGGAUACUUCUUACUUCUAUAGUUUCAAACUAACAUUCUUCCUGUUCCUGGGGCUCUAUAUCACAUACUUGUUGUGCCUUAUCCUACGAGCCUACAGUGAACUUCGAUCCAUGCCGUUCUUUGAUAUGCGGCUCAAGUUUGUAACCCUGUUGAUGCUAAUCGUGCUGUCUAUCAGCAUGUCCAUCACAGUAUCCAGGUUCGGUCUGGGUGUGCUGGAAGACAAUUUUGUGGCCGACCUUUCAACAAACUAUGCGAGCUCUGCGCAGUUCAUGGCCUGCUACGGUCUCCUCAACUUUUACCUGUAUACAAUGGCUUACGUCUACUCCCCCAGCAAAAAGACCAUCUUCGAAACUGGGAUUACCAAAGACAAUCCAGCAUUCUCGAUGAUCAAUGACUCGGAUGAAGAUGUAAUCUAUGGAUCUGACGAAGAGAGCAGACAGCCACUGAACAGGAAUCGCAAUGAUGAUGACAGUGACUAAAGGGAUGGGUGGGGGACAAUGAACUCUCCUGACCGAGGAGUCUUGGGUUACACGGAUUGACAGCUGUGAAAGACUCAAAGAAUUCUUAUUAAAACAGUAGCAGGUAAAUGAAUGAGGUAGUGUUUUUUUUAUUUAUGGCCAUAAUUUUAUUUUUUCAAAGUGUAAUUUUCAGUUUUUGAUACAAAUUAUUUAGUAUUGUCUUCCAAGAAAUACUUUUCAGUAGUCAUGCAUACACAGAGUCUCUACAUUUUUGUUAUAAAUAAAAAAAUAACAUCACAUAUUUUAUAAUGUUAUUUAUUUUAAAUUUUUAUAAUGUCGGUAUUAUAUAUUUGUUCAGUAGUACAGUCAAUGAUUCAGAGAGUAUGCCAACUAUUAGGGUUGUGACUGUACGUGGAAGAGAGCUGAGUCAGUGAGGGUCUUUGAUACCAAACAGGGGCCUCGAUCCUUUAAACAGAGUUUAAUGUUUUAUUUAAACAAUUUUAUCUCCAUGUUCCAUACUUAGAAGAGAUACAUAUUUGGCCAGAGAAUAUGUUAAGCACUAACUUAUUGUUUUACCUGCAACUAUAUACUAGUGUAAUGUUUAAGUAGUUAUUUGUAUUAAAAGUGUAGUGAAAUUUUUACAACUAUAUACUACUACAUGCCAAAGUAUGUGAUGUGUAAAUUUUUAAAUAUGUUUACAUGUAAACUGUUAACUCAUUGUACAAAUCUGAAAGCAUAAUUUAUAAAUAAAUUUAAUGUGUU
This is a messenger RNA of Homalodisca vitripennis (glassy-winged sharpshooter), 1587 nucleotides long. RefSeq names its product transmembrane protein 181-like. NCBI's taxonomy places the organism in Eukaryota, Metazoa, Arthropoda, Insecta, Hemiptera, Cicadellidae. Gene Ontology annotation, molecular function: toxic substance binding. The record is from RefSeq and is a predicted model, not a curated record.